Notolabrus celidotus (New Zealand spotty) is the source of this 3823-nucleotide messenger RNA. It is a transcript of the gene ddx19, whose product is annotated as DEAD/H (Asp-Glu-Ala-Asp/His) box polypeptide 19 (DBP5 homolog, yeast). Lineage: Eukaryota; Metazoa; Chordata; Actinopteri; Labriformes; Labridae. The record is from RefSeq and is a predicted model, not a curated record. Gene Ontology annotation, cellular component: nucleus; cytoplasmic stress granule. The coding region runs from base 198 to 1664 and encodes 488 amino acids. Gene Ontology annotation, molecular function: RNA binding; RNA helicase activity; ATP binding. Gene Ontology annotation, biological process: poly(A)+ mRNA export from nucleus. The transcript has 12 exons.
GCUAGGAACUACGCCCACUGUCACUUGUGUGCUACCCGGACAUUUGAAGGGUUGCACAGAGGUCCAGAAUCUGUUUCGGCACGCCAUUGUCGAAAAUAGCUACUUUCACGUUCUCUUUACGGACUCGUAACCACAGGCGUGUGUUCCCAGACGAGUUUUUAAAUCUCUUAAAUCACUAAAGAAGAAAUUGUCUCACAAUGGCAACGGACUCCUGGGCCCAGGCAGUGGACGAACAAGAAGCCGCGGCGGAAUCGAUUGGUAGUCUACAGAUACAAGAGAAACCAGAAGAAAAUGGCACAACUUCAAACGCAACAGACUCGGGUAGUGCAGCUGCAAAGACAGAAGCAGAGGGAGAAAACAAGUCCACAGAAGACGAUGACAAAGAUGACAAAGCAGCGCAGUCAUUACUGAACAAGCUCAUCAGAAAUAAUCUCGUCAACAAUACAAAUCAAGUGGAAGUUCUUCAGAAGGAUCCCAACUCGCCGCUGUACUCUGUCAAGUCCUUUGAGGAAUUGCGGCUCAAACCACAGCUACUUCAGGGUGUAUACGGCAUGGGUUUCAAUCGGCCGUCCAAAAUCCAGGAGACUGCCUUACCUAUGAUGCUGGCCGGACCUCCACAGAAUCUGAUUGCACAGUCACAGUCAGGAACAGGGAAAACGGCUGCCUUUGUUCUGGCCAUGCUCAGUCAUGUAGAUCCUGAAAACAAAUAUCCUCAGUGCCUGUGCGUGUCACCCACCUAUGAACUGGCACUUCAAACCGGCAAGGUAAUCGAGCAGAUGGGCAAGUACUAUCCUGAGGUCAAACUCGUCUACGCCAUCAGAGGAAACAAAUUGCCAAGGGGCCACAAGCUGCAAGAACAGAUAGUAAUUGGCACACCUGGUACCAUGCUGGACUGGUGUGGCAAAUUCAGGUUCAUCGACCCAAAGAAGAUGAAGGUGUUUGUGCUGGAUGAGGCUGACGUCAUGAUUGCCACACAGGGUCACCAAGACCAAAGCAUCCGCAUUCAGAGGAUGCUGCCUCAAACCUGCCAGAUGUUGCUGUUCUCAGCCACGUUUGAAGAGACUGUAUGGAACUUCGCCCAGCGCAUAGUGCCUUCUCCAAACAUCAUCAAGUUGAAGAGAGAGGAGGAGACCCUGGACACCAUCAAACAAUAUUACGUGUUGUGCAACAGCAAGGAGGAGAAGUUCCAAGCUCUGUGUAACAUCUAUGGCGCCAUCACUAUCGCUCAGGCCAUGAUCUUCUGCCACACAAGAAAGACUGCAGGCUGGCUUGCUGGGGAACUGUCCAGAGAGGGCCAUCAAGUGGCGCUGCUCAGUGGAGAGAUGCAGGUGGAGCAGAGGGCCGCCGUCAUCGAACGCUUCAGAGAUGGCAAGGAGAAGGUUCUGGUCACUACAAAUGUUUGUGCUCGAGGUAUUGAUGUGGAGCAGGUGUCAGUGGUGAUCAACUUUGACCUACCAGUGGACAAGGACGGUAACCCAGACAACGAGACGUACCUCCACAGGAUUGGCCGCACAGGUCGGUUUGGCAAAAGGGGACUGGCCAUCAACAUGGUGGACAGCAAGAUGAGCAUGAACAUCCUCAACAGGAUUCAGGAGCAUUUCAGUAAGAAAAUCGAAAGACUAGACACAGAUGAUCUGGAUGAAAUUGAGAAAAUCGCCGGAUAAAAGAGAGGGGCGUUAACCGCAUGAAGGACGCCGACCUGACCUCCCUUCCCCUGUUGGCUCCCCAAGGACUGUACGCUCCUACAGUGUUUUAUGCUUUUAUUUUAUUUUUUAGCUGUUGGAGAAACGAGCAAAACCACAGACACGGUAUAUGUUUACACGUGGAUAUGUCUCCUCUCAGACAAGUGUUUUUUGUAAGUCUCGGGAACAUACCCCCAUUCACUCUUCGUACCUCUUUGAAUAAAGUCUGAGCUCUACCUGUGUAUAUCGUGAUGCUGUUAAACCAGCCAUAGUGGACUCUUGUUUCACUGAACACGAGUGGAUUGAAUGAAACACUUUCUGGUGUUGGAUAUAGCAGUGGCAUGCUAUGAGCCAUUCUAUUGAGAGCCACAAAAAAAAAAAAUGAUGUGCCACAAAGUUUUGAAUUUUUAACGAAACAGAAUAUUUGAAUGUAACUGUAUCAUGUUGAUAAUAACAGCAUUUAUUAUGCUCUGUAUUGACCAAAAGUACAAAGGGUGAAUUAGGGUAUGCUGUUCCGAGCUGUAGUUAAAUCAAACAGAUUAUGUUGUUGAGAUGGUGAUGGUUGGGUUUUAAGGGUCUAUGCAAACUUAUCAACCUGUGAUAGCUAUUCUCAAAUACUAUCAAACCUGUAUUCACAUUACAUGAAUUAAUCCCGAAUGAACCUCAGCUUUAGCGUCAGGGUGUGUAGUCAAAUGCCAAAAAAAGGCUGCCUAGAAUGAUGAUACACUACUAACUCGAAGUCAUGGACAUAUUUAAAUAUUUCUGUUUUAAUCUCAAGUCAAUCAUAAGCCACCGACACAUCUCACUUUUCAUUUGUAUCAUUUCCAAAAACAAUACUACGGCCAUUAUCAGGAGAGGCUUAGCGCCACUGUUGAGCAUUUUUCAAGUCUUCUUUUUGUUCCUUCAUCUGUCUCAUAAAACCUUAUUUUUAACUUUAAAAUGUGGCCAUCAAGGUCUGAUGUGAUCAGUGUCCUCUGUGUUUCACUGUCCCUACACUCUCUUUUUAAUCAGGGUCUCCAGUUCAACUUAAGCUCAGCUACAUUCUUCACUCAGACUGUGCUGUUUUAAGGAUUGUGAGUUUAAAAAAAAAAAAAUGCCUUCCUCAAGUGCAUUAUAUAUAUUCAUAUGAUUUUGUUACUGAUAUUCUAAGACAUUGGGCUUGAUAUUCUGGCUAACACUUGAAAUUUUGAGUAUAUAUUGAAUUAUGGGCGUCUUUAGGAUGUGUGAAUUAUCUUGUUGAAACCAAAUGCUGAAUUGACUAGAGGACCUAUGCCAAUCAGAUUCACUGUGUUGCUCCAACAUGGUCGCAUGGAUAGAAAACAUGUACUUGUGUACAUAUUUAAAAUUUUAGGUUUUAAAAAAAAAUAGUGUGACUGGAUUAUUGACAGUUUGUCACUUCUAAGAAGUGCAAAAACAUUCCUCAUGAGGUUCAAUUUUGACAGAUGCAGCACUUGGAAAAGCAGUGAGCAGGAAUUAAGAUCUCCUGUAUGCCAGUGGGUCGUCUUUAUGAAAUAAUGGAAACAUUAACGGCAGUGAUUUGUCAGUUUGAACUUUGUACAAACCUCAUCCGGCUCCCACCUGCACUAAGAAGACUGCUGGUGGUCAGCCUGUUUUCAUGGACUGUUUACCAGCAACUUGCUGAGAAAUCAACUCAACGAGCAGACGCAGCCAAAUAAGAAGCAAGUGAGCGUGUGUUGAAAAUCCACAGGAAUGGUCUGUGAAGACUUUUGGGUAAAUAAAAUAAAAAAAUCAAUGUAUGCAGUUUUAUUUGGACAUUUGGAUGUAAACAAUAUCAAUGAGAGUGUGUGCACUUGUUGAUCCAUAAUGUAAUAAUACCGCUGUACGAGAGCCAUGGACACACUAAGCAGUUUUGGUUGUAGAAGCUAACACUCCUCUCCACAGGCUGUAUACCUUGUUUGAUAAAUGUCUGAAGAAUCUACCAGAACCCGGUUCAUACAUGUAUACAUACAAGUGACGCUGCCUAACCAGGUUUAAAGCAAGUCGUCUGUUGUAACCUGAAGGUCAUGUGUAGACAGUGAUAGGUUCAAGGUGUGUGGUAUUCUGUAGCUGAGCUGCGUUCAUGGACACAGUUAUGUAUUCUUAAUAUGUUGAAUUAAAGAACAUAUAGAUGUUCAUCUGUA